AUCAACGAUGAUUUGUUUGUGGGUGCUUAUCCUUUUGCCGUAAGUGUACAACAAGCAAUGAGAAUUACUUUAAAACACGACUCCACUGCGCCUUUCUUUUAUACCUCCCCCUACUCCAUGCCCCUCUCAACAACAAGUCGUUUGGUUCCCCACCACCAGCCAAUGUUUCUGGCGCAUAAACGGCAACGCCGCACCGCUACUAGUGUCCUCGCUGGCGAUUUCGAUCUUCGACCUCCCCGGGAUGUGCUCACUAGCCUACUCAAUGGCGUAGCACCUUACAAGGAAGUUGAGAAAGAGGAAGAGACGCGUAGAACAAAAAAGAAAGAGAAGAGGGAACGUCUGAAGGAGAAACAAAGGACAAAAGCGACCUCCAAGGUUCCAGAGAAACCUAUCAAAGUGGAGAGUGCCACUGCACCUCCACCUGCGCCCAUCGUAGCUAUCCAAUCAAUCAGUGCCCCUGCCGUGCAGACCUCUUCUUUCUGGCGCGCCCGCGGGACGAGUCACCGACCUACUAUACACAUUGCGACCAUGCAGCGCUCUGUAUCAGUUACACCGCCUCCAAUGGCAUCUUCCCCACAGUCUACCCCCGGACCGUCAGUUUCUUCGGCUACAUCCCGUACAUCAUCGAAGCGCCCCCGCACGCCUGCAGAUGACUACCCCGAUUCCGAUGCCUUCAUCCAUUACAGAAGCGCUCCACAACCACGGAAAAAAAGAAUUGCUGUGAAGAAGGGCUGGAAGGGUUGGGUGGAGGGUUCGCCAGCGCCGUCCGAGAAGCUCAUCAAUCUGGAUGCAGUUCCUGUGCUACAGGAGAGACGCACACGCAGUGGCAAAAGUUUCGACGCAAUAGGUGUUGGAAAGGAUGGUUGGGUAUAAAUGCUCCUUACACACAGCAUCAUACCUCUGCCCUUCUCAUCGCGAUGCCCCUUGAAAUCAUACUGAUACCAGCCCACGGGUCGGAAGGAUUUCGUCCGAAUUGCAACUUACCCCCUUUGGUAUAUUCCCCACCAUCUUAACUGGUUCCUUACACCUCUAUCUCGCUCAUCUCAAUAACUAUAGCUACAGUAUAUGCACACAUAUCAAUUUUGGUCCUAGUUCUGUAUUUGUUGUAUCGCCUGGUUUUAACAUACAAUCUUGUCGUCUUCCGUUGUUUGGUCGGGUGUCAUGGUGUUGGCUUUCUUUAUCUAGCUACCAGCCUUUCUGGGUUUUCUUUGCUAAAUAUAUGUAUGUAUGAUGACCGAUUUUGAUGUCGGCCGAUGAAUGAAAUUCCUAAUAACCUGGGAUUGUGCUUUCACGGUA
Molecule: messenger RNA, 1296 nt
Organism: Suillus discolor
Lineage: Eukaryota; Fungi; Basidiomycota; Agaricomycetes; Boletales; Suillaceae
Exons: 2
Coding region: 58-873 (271 amino acids)
Source: RefSeq, a predicted model, not a curated record